AUGGUUUAUAUAUCAACCAUCUCAAUUGAGGAUGAUCCUACAGUUAAAGAUGUAACCUAUUCAGGUUUUAGCAUGCAAAGUAUGAGAAAAGCUCUUGAAUCUAGCGUUGAAAAAUUUUGGCAAUGCAUAGAAGUCCAAUCUAAUGACUAUAAGAUCAAAGAAGAAACUGAAAACAUUAACAUACAACGUGAAAAAUUUCGCUUAUUUACUGAAGAUUCUAUUCAACAAAGUCAUGAAAUACGAAAAUACGUUUCGAAUUUACGAUUAAUUAUUAAAGGUUUCUCCGAUCAACCUGUUUCUGAUGAUAAUUUUAAAGAAUUAGAAUCUUUAUUGGAUGUUACUAAGCGUAAUUUGGAAUCUGCUGUAUUGUUGAGGGGUCAAGCAAAUAACAUUAAAGAUGAAUUAGUAAAAAUCAGAAAUAAUCUUUAUGAAUAUAAAAAUGUUAUUCAAAAUGAUCCAAGUCAAAUUAAAUCAAAGACAAAAGACGAGUUAGACGCUGCUGAACAUGAAAUCAAAUCUUCUACCAAAGCUAUCGCUGCCGGUUCCGCUGCUGCAGGAAUCGGGACUGCGUUGACUGUAGCUUCUAUAGUUCUUGCUCCGUUUACUGCUGGUGCUAGUAUUGCUAUAGAAGCUGCUAUAGCUGGUAUUGUUGGAGGUUCAGUUGCCAUAGGUAGCGGUGUUGGUGUUGCCAUAAAAGAAGGAAUAAAACGACCGAAUAAAAAGACAAAAAGUCAUGGUAUCAAAGAGAAAUUAGAAGAAGAAAAGAAAGGAUUAACAACGAUUAUCGAGAAAAUGGAAAAAGAUCUUGAAUCAAUCGUUAUGACAAUUGGCCAACUUGUUGGAUAUUGGGAGAAUCAGUCAGAAACCAUUUCUAAUCUUUUAGAAAAAGUAACUGAAGCAAAAAAUAACGGGAGACCUAACAAUUUACUUAUCAGGACUAUUGAAAAAUGUUCUAAUGAAUUGGAAUUAGAUGAACUUUAUGCUAAAGAUUUCUGUGUCACAAUUAGAGAUAAUCCAACUAUUAAAGAUGUGACUUAUUCGGGUUUUAGUAUGCAACAUAUGAGAGAUAGUAUUAUUUCUAGUGUUAAAAACUUUUGGCAAUGCAUAGAAGUUAAAUCAAAUGAUUAUAAAAUUCAAGAAGAAACUGAAAAUAUUAACUCUCAACGUGAAAAAUUUCUAUUAUUUAUUGAAGAUUCUAUUCAACAAAGUCAUGAAAUACGAAAAUACGUUUCUAACUUACAACUAGUUAUUAAAUGUUUCGUUGAUCUACCCAUUUCUGAUGAUAAUUUUAAAGAAUUAGAAUCUUUAUUGGAUAAUACUAAACGUAAUUUAAAAUCGGCUGAAAUAUUGAUGAAUCAAGCUGAUAAUGUUAAAAAUGAAGUAGUAAAGAUCAGAAAUAAUCUUAAUAAAUAUAAAAAUGGCGUUCAGAAUAAUCCAAGUAACAUUAAAUCGAAGACAAAGGAUAAAUUAGAUAUAGUUGAAGGUGAAAUUAAAUAUUCAACCAAUGCAAUGAUUGCUGGUUCCACUGCCGCAGGGAUCGGUACUUUGUUGACUGUGGCUGCUAUAGCCCUUGCUCCAUUUACUGCUGGUGCUAGUAUUGCUAUAGAAGCAGCUGUUUUUGGUAUUAUUGGAGGAUCCGCUGUCGCAAGUGGUGGUGCUGUUGUUGCCGUAAAAGAAGGAAUAAAUAGGACAAAUAAACUGACUAAAAGCGAUGAUAUUAAAAAGAAAUUAGAAGAAGAAAAGGAAUUAUUAACAACUACUAUCGAGAAUAUGGAAAAAGAUCUUGAAUCAAUCGUUGUAACAAUUGGACGACUUAUCGGAUAUUGGGAAACUCAAGCAUCAAUCAUUUCUGAUCUUUUAGAUAAAGUUAACGCAGCAAGAGAUGAUGGGAAACCUAAUAAUUUACUUGUUGGAGCUAUUGAUAAAUCUUUGAGAGAAUUGGAAUUGGAUGAACUUUAUGCUAAAGAUUUCUGUGUCGCAGUUCGAGGUUUAUUGGCGGAAGAUCAGGCAAGGUUUAAGGGUUCACAAGGAAAACCUGCUCAUGAAGAAACUGAGAGAACAGAAACACUGAGAAUGUUUGUAAUGCCAAUGCCUGCAAUGCCUUAUUCUUUAGAGUCUGACAUUUCCAUGGUUGACAUGCAAACCUACUCAGAUAUAAUAAUGCAAAUGUCAGAUUCAGCUAUGAGAAAUAUAAUAACCAGAGCCAUGUUUUCUAUUUUUGCUUAG
This is a messenger RNA of Dentiscutata erythropus, 2226 nucleotides long. The record is from the annotation of a GenBank genome assembly. NCBI's taxonomy places the organism in Eukaryota, Fungi, Glomeromycota, Glomeromycetes, Diversisporales, Gigasporaceae.